GCCCCUACGCUCCGCAUUUUCGGUAAAGCAUCCGCAUAUCCGAUGGAUAAGCCGAUGCGGGAGGUCUUUGUGCCUGGACCCUCGGCCACAUCUCGAAUGGGUCACUAACAGUUUCUACAAAGACCGACAUCAACGACGAGUACUCUUUGCCCGAUAUUACAGUCGUGUCAAGCCAGUCAUUCUGCCAGUAAUAACUCCGAUCAUUCUUCCAAAAAAAAUCUACAGCGCACAAUCAUGGGCAGCAUUGGUACGCCGUCCUUUACGGACGAGAACGCGCAUCUCGACCACGAUGUCAUCAUAAUUGGAGCUGGCCUCAGUGGAAUAUACUCACUAUACCGCAUGCGACAACUUGGCCUACGUGCCAAAGUCCUCGAAGCUGGCUCCGGAGAAGGUGGCACUUGGUUCUGGAACCGAUAUCCUGGAGCCAGAUUUGAUUCAGAGAGUUACUCAUACAAUUUUUCAUUUUCACAAGAGGUUUUGGACGAAUGGAACUGGACAGAGCAUUUCGCUCCCCAGUCGGAGACACUAAAGUACUGUCAAUUUCUUACCGAGAAGUUUGAUCUACGGCGAGAUAUGCAAUUCAACACCAGAGUCAAGUCUGCACAUUAUCAAGAAUCUGAUCGAUCAUGGCUCUUCGUCGACUCGAAUGGCCGCAAAUAUACCUCCAGGUUCCUGGUGACUUGCAUGGGUAUUCUGAACGAGCCAACAUAUCCUGACAUCCCCGGCGUGUAUGACUUCAAAGGCGAAUCGUUCCACACUGCCCGAUGGCCCGACAAUGUCUCACUAGAAGGCAAGCGAGUAGGAAUUAUCGGCACUGGUGCGACUGGUAUUCAGACCAUUCAGGAGAUCGUCAAGACAGUCGGUCAUCUCACGGUGUUCCAGCGGACAGCAAACUGGUCAGCACCUCUUCACAACGCCAAGAUUUCCCCAGAGGAAAUGAAUGAGAUCCGUGCGCGAUAUCCUGAGAUCUUUAAACUUUGCAACGAAUCAUAUUCAUGUUUCAUUCACGGCGCCGACACACGAAAGACUCUCGACGUUCCUGAACCCGAGCGACUAGCUUUCUGGGAGCUCCUUUACUCCCGACCCGGUUUCGCCAAAUGGCUCAGCAACUUCGGCGACAUCAACACCGACAAGGACGCCAACAAGGCGUUCAGCGACUUUAUCGCCAACAAGAUCCGCCAGCGCGUCAAAGACCCCGCCACAGCGGAGAAGCUCAUCCCAAAGAACCACGGGUUUGGGACAAGACGUGUACCUCUGGAGACAUUCUACUUCGAAGUCUUUAAUCAGCCAAACGUCCGACUAGUCGACAUCACCGAAAAUCCAAUCCAGCAGAUAAACGAGCACGGCAUCAAAACCCGAGAUGAGCAAGUCGAUCUUGACGUCCUGAUCUACGCCACUGGCUUCGAUGCCGUCACUGGUGCGUUUACCGCAGUUGAUUUCCAGGGAGUUGGCGGCCAAAAACUAUCCGACACAUGGGGCGAAGGACCGAAAACACAGUUGGGCUUGCUUGUGCACAAUUUCCCCAACAUGAUGAUGGUUAUGGGUCCGCAUCAGAUGUUCGGCAAUAUCCCACGGAGUAUCGAGUACGCUGUGGGCUGGAUCUCCGAGUGCAUUGGAUACUGUGCGGAUCACAACAUCACGCGUAUCGAAGCUACGGAAAAUGGUGUCGAGCAGUGGACGGACCAUGUACACCAAUGUGGACAGGGUCUGCUGGCCAACGAGGUUGACUCGUGGAUGACGGGUAUCAACAAGAACCUCAAGCAUAAGCAAAAGCGCAUCAUUGCGAGAUAUUGGGGUUCGGCACCAGGGUAUCGGAAGAUCUGCUCGGAGGUUGCUGCGGGCGGAUAUACAGAAUUUAAGUUGAAUUGAUUGUGCCAUGGCGUCUGGUAAAUGGUAUCUAGCAUGGUCUUUGUGGUCGGCGGUGACAG
Messenger RNA from Exophiala viscosa, 1928 nucleotides. RefSeq lists its product as uncharacterized. The transcript is spliced from 3 exons. The record is from RefSeq and is a predicted model, not a curated record. Gene Ontology annotation, molecular function: NADP binding; flavin adenine dinucleotide binding; N,N-dimethylaniline monooxygenase activity. NCBI's taxonomy places the organism in Eukaryota, Fungi, Ascomycota, Eurotiomycetes, Chaetothyriales, Herpotrichiellaceae. Bases 235 to 1869 code for a protein of 544 amino acids.